Molecule: messenger RNA, 2232 nt
Organism: Ilex paraguariensis (yerba mate)
Lineage: Eukaryota; Viridiplantae; Streptophyta; Magnoliopsida; Aquifoliales; Aquifoliaceae
Source: the annotation of a GenBank genome assembly
GUCCUCUGGCUCUCUCUUCUCGCGCUCUUCCAAAGAGGGAGAAACGCAAAGAGAGAGAGAGAGAGAGAGAGAGAGAGGCUGGCAUAGGGCACCACCACCUCUUUGGAAAGACAGACUGAUUUUUCUUCUAAUUCUCCGUCGUACUCAUUGAUCCUUCUGAGGUGUACAAAAGUGACCCCACCCACCACCAGUAUUUGUCACAGAGAGAGAGAGAGAGUUGUAUCUGAUUCUGAUCGGAUUACAAACUCAGAUUUGUGAGGACGGGCUCGAUAGGAUAUGCAGUUUGUUGUUUCCAAUUGCGACAGUCUCUUCCUCUUUGACUCUUCUCCUCGUCGAUCGAUCUGGAAUUAGGGAUUUCCCAGAGAAUCAUCGCCCCAUCUGAUUCAAAAGGCUCUUCCACGGAGUUUCCACCUCCAAGGGCCAGGGCUAGGGUUAGGUUUAGGCUUAGGACAUCAACGCGAAUGGAAGCGUCCAGUGGUAACACGGACGCGUACAGAGGUUCAUCCGCCACUACUAAUAAUUCUAGAAGAUACGGAAUGCAUUUCUCUGCGUCCAAUUUUUUCCACUCACCGGUAUCUACAUUUUUGGAAUACACGGGCAUUCUACGGACACGUUCCAAUCAUCCAGAAACGGAUAGUUUGAUAGGCAAUGGGGUCUCUGUUGGUUUUCGGGAUCGCAUUCCUACCCGCUCAGUUGAUUCUGCGGCCACAGGGAAUGGUGGGGAGGUUUCCAUUAGGAUUAUUGGUGCCGGUGAACCAGAGCAGCAUGAUAGGGUUGGGGCUGUAUUGCCUUCUCCAACACUUGGGCCUGUCCGAGAGGGUGCGUCCCAGAAUGAAGUACUUGUCCAGCCAAUUUCGCGAAUAGCAUCCGCGGCAUCAGUGGCAUCGGCAUUCGAGGGUCAGGCGGAUUCUAGGAGUGAACGCGGGACUGCAGAGGGUGGUUCUCAGUCAAUGAAUGGCAAUGUUGAUGUGGAGGCUGCGGAUGGGGUUGGGGUGAAUAACAGGGAUUCUUCUUACCAGAGAUAUGACAUACAGCAGGCUGCGAGGUGGAUCGAGCAAGUUCUUCCGUUCUCUUUGCUUCUGUUGAUCGUUUUCAUCCGGCAGCAUUUGCAAGGUUUUUUUGUUACAAUUUGGGUAGCUGCAGUUAUGUUCAAGUCGAAUGAUGUUCUGCGGAAGCAAACAGCUCUGAAGGGUGAGAGGAAGAUAGCUGUUCUUAUUGGCAUAUCUCUUGUGUUCAUGCUUCAAGUGUCUGGGGUUUACUGGUGGUAUCGGAAUGACGAACUUUUGUAUCCCUUGGUCAUGCUACCUCCGAAAGCUAUACCUCCUUUUUGGCAUACUAUUUUCAUUAUUAUGGUCAAUGAUACUUUGGUUCGUCAAGCAGCAAUGGUACUCAAGUGCAUCUUAUUAAUGUAUUACAAAAAUAGCAGAGGCCUGAAUUACCGUAAGCAGGGUCAGAUGCUAACUUUAGUCGAGUAUCUGCUGCUUCUGUACCGUGCCUUGUUGCCAGCUCCAGUUUGGUAUCGUUUCUUCUUGAACAAAGAAUAUGGGAGCCUUUUCUCAUCACUAAUGACUGGGUUGUAUUUGACUUUCAAGCUUACCUCUGUUGUUGAGAAGGUGCAGUCCUUUUUUGCUGCUUUAAAGGCAUUGUCUCGUAAAGAGAUUAAUUAUGGAGCUUAUGCAACAUCUGAGCAGGUUAAUGCGGCAGGAGACCUUUGUGCUAUUUGCCAGGAAAAAAUGCAUUCACCAAUAUUGCUUCGUUGUAAACAUAUUUUUUGUGAAGACUGUGUAUCGGAGUGGUUUGAGAGGGAAAGGACAUGCCCAUUGUGCAGGGCUUUGGUGAAACCUGCAGAUCUUAGAUCAUUUGGCGAUGGAUCCACCAGUCUGUUUUUUCAGUUAUUCUAAAAUUGCUAGCAGUUAAAACCAGGAAGUUUAAGCUUCAAUCCGUGUUCAAAGCAGCUGUGUCUUGAUCAUCUCAUCGACAAGGGAAUCUUUCUGCAUCUGCAGUGCCAAAGGAAAUCAAAUUAUAGUGGUUUGGUAGAACUGAACUGGCCAUCUGUUCAUAUGUUGUAUGGAAAAAGUUAAUGUAUGUAAUGCAUCAAUGAAGCUGCAAGAGUUGCAACUGUUCAUCUGGUAUAAAUGAAAGCCUUUUGAAUAAAUAACUUUUUUUUUUUAUCCUUGUGAAUCUUUAUCAUGUUUGGGUUUCAAAAAAAGGGAUCCGGAUUUUAUGCAAGCU